Messenger RNA from Geodia barretti, 7152 nucleotides. The record is from the annotation of a GenBank genome assembly. NCBI's taxonomy places the organism in Eukaryota, Metazoa, Porifera, Demospongiae, Tetractinellida, Geodiidae.
AUGAACGGAAUCGCCAAGCAGCACCUCAAUUCGUUUGACGAGUUCCGGGUAAAGGGGCUUCAGAACGCUGCCAACGAGGUGGGUCAGAUCGAGAUCGAGAACACAGAGUACCCCUACAAGAUACAGCUGGGAAAGGUCAAACUGCAGGAGCCACGCAUGAUGGAGCUUGACGGUUCCAUAACGCACACCACGCCUGCCGAGAGCCGCCUGCGGAAUGUAUCGUAUGUGGCUCCCGUGAUGAUGGAGGCAAGCGUGGUGGAGGACGGCAAGUUUCUUGAGUCCAGAUACAUCCAUGUAGGCGACAUCCCCGUAAUGAUCAAGUCCAACGCCUGCGUACUGCGCAGCUUUCCACGAAAGAAGCUGGUCGAGCACGGCGAGGAUCCCAAUGACCCCGGCGGCUACUUUAUCAUAAACGGAUCUGAGCGCGUCAUAGUCGGGCUGGAGGAUCUCUCGUACAGUAAGAUCAUGGUGGACCGGGAGACGGUCAGCGGCAACCCGGUCUUCAAGGCAAAGAUAUACUCCUCGGUGGUGGGCUACAGGGCCAAGCUGGAGCUGGUUAUGAAGAAUGACGGCCUCAUAGUGGCAAAGAUUCCCAGCGCCCCGGUUGACAUCCCCGUAAUCACCCUGAUGCGCGCACUGGGGCUGGAGUCGGAUCUGGACAUUGCAGGGGCGGUAUCGCUGGUGGAGGAGAUACAAAACGAGCUGGAGCCCUCCUUUGAGAAGACCGCGGACGUGCAGACAUCCAAGGAUGCGAUAGUCUACAUCAGCAAGAGGUUUGCACCGGGAAUGCAGGAGGAGUUUCAGAUCAAGCGCGCCGAGAUAGUGAUGGACUGGAGCCUACUGCCGCACCUGGGCAAGCAUCCGGAGAACAGAAAGGAGAAGGCGCAGUUUCUGGGCGAGGCCGCCUGCAAGCUGCUGGAGCUGAAACUUGGCUGGAUAUCCCCUGACGACAAGGAUCACUACGGCAACAAGAUAAUCAAGUUUGCAGGACAGAUGCUGGAGGAGCUGUUCCGCGGAGCGUUCAAGAACCUGAUACGUGAUAUGAAGUACCAGCUGGAGAGAUCCGGCCAGAAGCGGGGAAUCAACGCCGUUGCCGCUGCCAUCCGGCCGGGCAUAGUGACUGACAAGCUGAACAAUGCCAUUGCCACGGGAAACUGGGGACGCGGCCGGGUCGGCGUGACGCAGCUGCUUGACAGGACCAACUAUCUCUCGACCAUAAGCCACCUGAGAAGAAUCCAAUCGCUGCUGAGCAGAACGCAGCCCAACUUUGAGGCACGUGACCUGCACGCGACGCAUUUUGGAAGGAUCUGCCCCAGCGAGACACCGGAGGGCUCCAACUGCGGUCUGGUAAAGAACUUGGCGCUGUCUGCCAUAAUAUCUGUCAACGUGCCGUCCGAGGAGAUCAUCGAGAGACUCUAUGACAUGGGCACCGCUACGUUUGCCGAGACCACCGACGAUCUCAAGCGGGAGGGAACCCGGGUGUUCGUGGACGGAAGGCUCAUCGGGUACUACAAGGACGGCGAGGGUCUGGCCGACGAGCUGCGGAACCUGAGGAGAAACUCCAAGAUACAUGCGCAUGUGGGGGUUGCCUUCCAGAAGCCCGAGGUGGACGGCGCUACAAAGCGAAUGUACGUAAACUGCAACGCGGGACGCGUGCUGCGGCCCCUUAUCAUAGUGCGUGACGGCAAGCCGCUGGUCACAUCGACGGCGCUAAAAAAGAUCAGCGCCCGGACUCUCUCGUGGCUUGACCUGCUGAAGAUGGGAAUGAUCGAGCUCAUCGAUGCCAACGAGGAGGAGAACUGUUACAUCGCCAUAGACGAUUCUGAUAUCCAAAACCACACACACCUUGAAAUAUUCACGCCUGCAAUCCUGGGUGCCGGAGCCUCCAUCAUCCCGUACCCGGAGCACAACCAGUCGCCUAGAAACACCUACGAGUCUGCCAUGGCAAAGCAGAGCCUGGGAUUCUCCACGCCCACGAUGAACACCAGCACGUACGUGCGCCAGCACCUUAUGCUGUACCCGCAGACUCCCAUCGUGACCACAAAGGCAAUGAACCUGCUGGGUCUGGAGGACAGGCCCGCAGGCCAGAACUGUGUGGUGGCAGUGCUCCCAUUUGACGGUUACAACAUCGAGGACGCCAUAGUCCUCAGCAGGGCAUCAGUGGAGCGCGGUCUGGCCAGGACGUUCUUCUACCGGAUUUAUGACGCGGAGGCAAAGCAGUACCCCGGCGGAAUGCGGGACUCGUUUGAGAUACCAAACGCAGAUGACAACAUACGCGGCUACAAGGGAGAGAAGGCAUACGGCCAGCUGGAGGACGACGGCGUGGUUGCUGCCGAGGCCAAGGUUGCAGGAGGCGAGAUUCUGAUCGGCAAGACCAGCCCCCCGAGGUUCGUAGAGGAGUACCGUGAGUUUGAGACCGGCAGCGGGCCCUCAAGGCGCGACACAUCCAUCGGAGUCAGGCCGUCUGAGACCGGCGUGGUGGACACGGUCGUGAUGACACAGUCAAGCGAGGGAGGCAAGAUGUACAAGAUCAGAGUAAGGGACAUGAGAGUGCCGGAGAUCGGCGACAAGUUCGCAUCGCGGCACGGCCAGAAGGGCGUUCUGGGAAUCCUGGCAGACAGCGAGGACCUGCCGUACACGGCCGAGGGCGUCUCGCCGGACGUGCUCAUUAACCCGCAUGCGUUUCCCUCCAGAAUGACGGUGGGAAUGUUCAUGGAGUCUGUUACCGGCAAGGCAGCUGCCCUGCGGGGCAGAAAGUUUGACGGCUCUGCGUUUGUGGGCGAGAAGAUGGACGAGGUAAAGGAGGCCAUGAGCACCUACGGAUUCAAGUACUCCGGCAAGGAGACCAUGUACGACGGCCGUACUGGCCUGCCAUUCCCGGUGGACAUCUUUAUCGGCGUGGUCUACUACCAGAAGCUCCACCACAUGGUAGCUGACAAGAUUCACGCAAGGGCCCGCGGCCAGGUCCAGAUGCUUACCAAGCAGCCCACGGAGGGCCGCGCCCGGGGCGGAGGCCUUCGCUUCGGCGAGAUGGAGCGUGACUGCCUCAUCGCCUACGGCGCAUCCAUGAUCCUCAAGGACAGGCUGCUUGACGAGUCUGACAGGUCCGAGAUAUUUGUGUGUGAACGCUGCGGCCUAGUGGCAUACCACGACAUCAAGCAGCGGAGAUACCUGUGCCGCAUAUGCGGAGACAAGGCCAAGGUGUCAUCUGUAUCUGUGGCCUAUGCGUUCAAGCUGCUUCUGCAGGAGAUGCAGAGCCUCAACGUAAUAAAAUCGAUAAGCUCCAUCCGGUUCUCCGUCUGGUCCCCAAACGAGAUCCGAAAAUACUCCGUGGCAGAGAUUACCGCACCGGAGACCUACGACGAGGACGGCAUGCCCGUGCAGGGCGGUCUCAUGGACGGCAGGCUGGGCACGCUGGAGCCGGGCCAGAAGUGCCUGACCUGCGGGAAUACGGCGGCUAGGUGCCCGGGACACUUUGGGCACAUUGAGCUGGCAGAGCCCGUGCUGCACAUUGCGUUCAUUGACAACAUCUACAAGCUGCUGAUAUCCACCUGCAGAUCGUGCUCCCGCCUCAAGGUGCCACAGGCUGACCUGGAGCAGUUUGACGUUAUCCGCAACAAAAAGGCGGCGUACACGGUAAUCUCCCAGAAGAAGAUACCCGACGCGAUAAUUGACAAGGCACGAAAGGCAAAGGAAUGCCCGCACUGCGGCAAGAUCCAGUACGAUCUCAUAUUUACCAAGCCCACGUCCUUCUCCGAGAAGACCGAGCUGGGCGAACACAGGCUGCUUCCAAUUACGCUCCGCGGGCGGUUUGCGCAGAUAACCAACGAGGACCUGGUGCUGCUGGGGUACGAUCCUGCCACCGCCAGGCCAGAGUGGUUCAUACUGCAGGUUCUGCCGGUGCCCCCGGUAACCGUGCGCCCCUCCAUAAUACUGGAGACGGGCAUCCGCUCCGAGGACGAUCUGACGCACAAGAUAGUCGAUAUAAUUCGGGUAAACCAGAGGCUCAAGGAGAGUAAGGAGUCCGGCACCCCGCCGCUCAUAGUUCAGGAUCUGGUGGACCUUCUGCAGUACCACACUACCACAUACUUUGACAACGAGGUGUCUGGCAUACCGCAGGCGCACCACCGCUCGGGCAGGCCGCUGAAGACACUGACGCAGAGGCUCAAGGGCAAGGAGGGGCGGUUCCGCGGCUCGCUCUCAGGGAAGAGGGUGGACUUUUCCAGCAGAACCGUAAUCUCGCCGGAUCCGAACCUGGAUCUCUCCGAGGUGGGCGUUCCGGUGCCCGUGGCAAAGAAGCUUACAAUACCCGAGGUUGUGACCGAGUGGAACAUACAGCGGAUGCGGAACUUGGUGCUCAACGGGCCCAGCAUGUACCCCGGCGUGAACUAUAUCGUGCGCCGUGACGGCGUAAAGAUCCGGCUGGACUUUGUUGAGGACAGGUCAGCCAUAGCCGAGACCUUGGAGACCGGCUACCUGGUUGAGAGGCACCUCUUGGACGGAGAUAUCGUAAUGUUCAACAGGCAGCCAUCACUGCACCAGAUGUCCAUAAUGGCGCACUAUGUCAGGGUGCUGCCGGGCAAGACGUUCCGGCUGCAUCCGGCCGUCUGCCCGCCAUACAACGCAGACUUUGACGGCGACGAGAUGAACCUCCACGUUCCCCAGAGCGAGGAGGCCAGGGCCGAGGCCAUCCUCCUGAUGAGGGUGCAGGAUCAGCUGAUAUCUCCCAGAUACGGCGGCCCGAUAAUCGGCGGACUUCGGGACUUUGUGACCGGGGCGUACCUUCUUACCCGUGACGGAACCACGCUGACCUCGCAGGAGUUUGCAAACCUUGCAAUGCUUGGAGGAUACAAUGGAAAGCUUCCGGAGCCCGAAAGCCGCGGUGAGUAUACGGGCAAGCAGCUCUUCUCGCUGUUCCUUCCAGGGGACUUUAACUACAUCAUGACCUCCAAGUGGUCAAAGGGUACAAAGGGCAAGGACAAGGAUGUGGUGAUAAAAAACGGCAAACUCCUCAGAGGUGUAAUAGACAAGUCCUCCAUAGGCGCAGAGGAGCCUGAGAGCGUCCUGCACCGCAUAGCAAAGGACUACGGCAACGCGCAGGCAAAGACAUUCCUCAACUCCGUACUUAUAAUCGCAAAGCAGUUCAUCACGCACUACGGGUUCAGCUACGGAUACGGCGAUCUGGAGCUCUCCGACCCAACGCGCCAGGAGAUAUUCAACAACAUACAGCACUCCUACGAUGUGGUGGCCGACUAUGCGCAAAAGGCAGAAGACGGCACGCUAAAGCUCACCCGUGGCCUCUCCAAGGACGAGGCGCUGGAGGCCUACAUAGUAAACGAGCUCUCAAAGGCCAGAGACAAUGCAGGCUCGAUCGCCGAUCACUCCUUUGACGACAACAACCCCGCCAAGAUAAUGGCGACCACCGGCGCCCGCGGCUCCGCACUGAACAUCGGCCAGAUGGCAGGCUCGCUGGGACAGCAGUCCCGCCGUGGACAGCGUCUCCUCAAGGGGUACAACAACCGCGCCCUACCGCACUUUGAGGAGAACGACCGCAACCCGGAUGCCCACGGAUUCGUCAAGUCCAACUACCGCGACGGCCUCUCCACACUUGAGUUCUUCUUUCACGCAAUGGCAGGCCGGGAGGGCCUUGUGGACACCGCGGUGAGAACGCAGCAGAGCGGAUACAUGCAGCGCCGGCUUAUCAACGCUCUGGAACACAUCCGGCUCGAGUACGACGGCACCGUGCGGGAUCCCCACGGCCACAUCAUACAGUUCUUGUACGGCGAAGACGGCAUAGACGUGGCAAAGAGCGAUCACGGCGAGGCAUUCAACAUACACAGGCUCAUAGACUCUGAGACCAUAGUGGAUACGGACGACGAGGCCACCACAGAAGAGAUGGAGGCGCUGGCACAAAAGUACACGAGAACGUUCAACCCAAGGCUACGGCAGAUGGUGACUGCCGGGCUGCACGAGUCGUCUCUCAGUGUGGAGGGUGCCGAGAAGGUAUGCAGGAAGGGGCUGGACCUGUACAACAAGGCACAGGUGGAGCCAGGACAGGCCGUGGGCAUCGUUACCGCCCAGUCCAUAGGCGAGCCCGGAACACAGAUGACCCUGAGGACAUUUCACUUUGCGGGAAUCAGGGAGAGAAACGUCACCCUGGGACUUCCGAGGCUCAUCGAACUGGUAGAUGCGCGCAAAAAGCCCGUUACGCCCACCAUGGACAUCUAUCUGGACCAGGACUCAAAAGGAUCCCGCGAAAGGGCAAUCGACAUAGCAAGGAACGUGCUCAAGACAAAGGUGGGCCAGCUGGUUAUAGACAGCCCCACUGACUACGCCUCGCACAUAGCACUGAACCUGGACUACAAAAAGAUGAGGGAUCGCGGCUGCACCAUAGAUGACGUCAAGACUGCGCUGUCGUCCAACAAAAAGUUCAAGAUAGAGAAGAACCGGGACCAGCUGGUGCUGAACCUGGUAGAUGAGCUUGACGCGCCGACCAUAAUAGCUACCAGGAACAAGGUUCUCAACGCCAUUGUCAAGGGCGUCCCCGACAUAGAGCGGGUCACCCUGAUCCAGAAGAACAACGAGUGGGUGAUCCAGACCACGGGCUCCAACCUGGCCAAGGUGCUGGGGGUCAAGGGCAUAGACGUCAAGAACGUCAGAACCAAUAAUGUGUUUGAGAUUGCAGGCACGCUGGGAAUCGAGGCCGCCCGCAGCGCCCUGAUAAACGAGAUCAAGUCCACCUUGGAGGAUCAGGGUCUGGAGGUGGAUGUUCGGUACAUCAUGCUGGUGGCAGACUUGAUGUGCUCCCAGGGAAAGAUGCAGCAGAUAGGCCGUCACGGUGUGGCAGGAACCAAGGACAGUGUGCUUGCCCGGGCAGCCUUUGAGAUUACAGUUCCCACCAUAGCCCGCGCGGCGCUAGGCGGCGAGGUGGAGCAGCUUAAGGGCGUGACGGAGAACGUCAUAGUGGGAAGCAACAUACCCAUCGGAAGCGGAACCGUGGAUCUGUACAUGGAGUCCGCGGGAGCCCGAGACGAUUCCGCAGAUGCCCAGGCCGACUCCACGGAUGCACCUGGUUCCACAGAAGUCCAGACAGAUUCCGCAGAGACCCAGGCCGACUCCGUCCAGGCUCCAGACGAAGAAAGCGGAAUCUAG